This is a messenger RNA of Thelazia callipaeda (thelaziosis nematode), 1482 nucleotides long. The record is from the annotation of a GenBank genome assembly. Lineage: Eukaryota; Metazoa; Nematoda; Chromadorea; Rhabditida; Thelaziidae.
AUGCGCAAGUAUUCUUUCCCUUUACUUUCCAUUUUUACUUACUUCUUCACCUCUUUAUUAACAAUUAUAACUGGUGCUACAUUUAUACUGCAGCAUGUAUCUGCACUAGAACAACAACCAACUUUGGAAUGCUUAACCGAUGGCUUGAGACUACAUUUUCAUCCCGAAAAGCCAUUUUAUGGUCAUAUUUAUGUAAAAGGCUUUUUCAUGAGUAGAAUUUGCCAUUUAGAUUAUACAAGAAAUCCACUUUACAGCCCUUUUUAUUUUCAUGUUUCAUAUCGAAGUUCUUGCAAUGUGCAACGUGAAAAACAGAAGAAACCACCAGGCAUAAAUUAUCAUGUGAUUGUCGUUGUGCAGCAUCAUUAUUUAUUUCUCACUCAAGCUGACAAAGCAUAUAGUGCUAAUUGCUUUUAUCAAGAAAGUUUUGGAAAUUUAGUCCAAAAUAUGGAAAUUAGUGGUCUGACACCAACAGGAUUAACAAGUGGCUUGUUGAUAAAUUGCGCUUAUGAUGUGCUAAAAAAUUCAAUCGACGGUGAAGCAGUAAAAUAUGCAAAUAUUGGUGAUCAACUGAUUCAUAAAUGGAGCUGUGCAUCAGAAGAAUAUGGUAUGUUAGUUCAUUCUUGUCUCGUUCAUGAGCCUGGUGGUACCACUUUCAAGCUAAUUAAUGAUCGAGGAUGCAUUACAGACCAUACUCUCAUGCAACCAUUAGUCUAUAAUGAAAAGCUUACUGUCGCAUACUCAACUGUACCAGCUUUCAAAUUUACAAAUCAGCCUAACAUACAAUUCUAUUGCAAAGUAACUCUUUGCUCAAAGCAUAAAAAUGGUUGUGAAGGCAUAACGCCACCUAACUGUAAAACAAUACCUGUCUCGAGCAUUGAAACAGUACCAGAUAUCUCAGAAGUACAGCCAAGUGCAAUGGUUCCAGAAAUUGAUGAGUUAUUUGGUCAAACGGCAGGUCAUAUGUUUAUUUCAUCUCUUGCACCAAAUAUCAAUGAAUUUGAACAAGGCACAAUAGACAAUGGUAAUUCAAGUGGAAAAGUUAUUGAGCCUAGUGGCUACACUAUUUCGGAUGAAAAUAAUCCAAAAAGUAAUCAUUCUGAAAAUAUUGCUGAUAUAAGCACGAUUACUGAUGUCACUGCAGUGCCAGAUCACGAACAAAUAGGUUACAAACGAAAACGCUCCUUUAAUCGAUCUAAUCAUACACCUUAUGAUCUACAACUUCCAAAAUAUUCUAAACAAAUGGCUAAGUCCAAUAAUAAUUACCUUCUCACACUGGAUGUUAAUGCUAAUCAGCUAACAGUAUUGGAACGUGAUGGCAUGAGUCAAGGGGUAGUACGUAUGGCAUGUAGGGUACCGCGAAAUGGAAUACUUUUACAAACUGCAAUCUUUAUUUUGCUAUUUGCACUGCUUUUAGGUGUCAUUUUUAUCCAAAAAAUUCAUUAUAAUAAACAUUUGAACAAAUGUGAUACUAUUUCAGAUUAA